AUGCUACAGCCAAGUAACAGUGCCCUGAGCUUCGCAGAAGUCGGGGCUGUCUCCCUAGACUCUAGAAGGCAGAGUCAAGAUCUUGAACAAGAGCCUUUAUGGCCGAAAGGAUGGCGUCCGUGGACAUGUCUAGUUGGAUGCUUCUUCCUCAUGUUCAACAGCUGGGGGAUUGUAAAUGGUUAUGGCACCUAUCUAUCUUACUAUAAGGAGUCCCUCCUAGCGGAUUAUACUAUAGUCCAUUUCAACGUUAUUGGGGCGACCCAAUGUUUUUUUAUUCUAUUUCUUUCUUUUAUUGCUGGUCGUCUCCUCGAUGCCAACUACAGCCGUUGGUUGCUCGUGGGUGGCUCGAUCCUCCUCGCUUUAGGCAUGUUCACUCUCAGUAUUUGUAACGGAAGUGGACAUCGUGGAGAUGGAGAGUAUAUGUAUACUUGGGUAGCUCAAGGUCUCGUCUCGGGCUUGGGCAUGGCCUGCUUCUUUGUAUCGAGUUCUCAGAUUGCCGCUACGUGGUUCAAGCGGAAGAAGGGGUUCGCUAUUGGUGUAGUUGCAUCUGGAGCAAGCGUCUCAAUUACUUGCAUUGUAUCCAUCUUCCUGGCCGUUCCAAACCCCGAUCAUCACUUUAGGAGACCAUCAGGUUGGCUCGCAACCAAAACCUGGAUUGAUAAGGACGCCUUUAAGGACCCCGCGUUCUGCUGGUUCACCGCAGCUAUAUCCUGGAUGUUCUUCGGCUUCUACUGUGUCUUCUUUAACCUUGAGGAAUGGUCAGCAGAAGUUGGUGUUGGCUACAAAGGUUUGGAGCCGCCGGUAUCUGGAAUGCACGCCCUCAGGACCUAUUGGCUUCUUGCCAUCAUGAACGGGUCUAGUACUAUCGGUCGGCUGAGUUCUUCCUACCUUUGCGACCACUUCGGUGCACUUAACGUUCACGCCGGAGUAACCCUAGUGUCUUCUUUCCUUUGUCUCUUCUUAUGGACCUUCGCUAGUAACCUUGGAUCAGCACUUGCAUUCGUCAUAAUCUUCGGUGCAUUUUCUGGCGCCGUUAUUGGACUUCCUCCUGCCUCCAUGGCCGCUAUCUUGGGACCACACCCCGCCCAGCAGGGCAAAUUGGGACAAUGGACCGGAAUGAUGUAUACCAUCUCAUCUUUCUUCGCCCUAGCUGGACCAAUAAUCUCUAGCCACUUGGUGGUAAAGUUCGACAAGUAUCUAACAGUACAACUUUGGAGUGGGCUGUGUCUAUUCCUUAGCGCUUGUUGUAUGUGCGUUGCGAUAAUAUAUCAUGCUCGGGAUGAAUCCUUCAUGAGGAGUAGGUUGCUGAAACUCACACCAGCAAGUACCCGAAGCCGAAGCCGAAGCAUGAGCCGUAAGAGGGAGAUGAGUGAAGUCUAG
Messenger RNA from Orbilia oligospora ATCC 24927, 1380 nucleotides. RefSeq lists its product as uncharacterized. Lineage: Eukaryota; Fungi; Ascomycota; Orbiliomycetes; Orbiliales; Orbiliaceae. Gene Ontology annotation, biological process: transmembrane transport. The record is from RefSeq and is a predicted model, not a curated record. The coding region runs from base 1 to 1380 and encodes 459 amino acids. Gene Ontology annotation, cellular component: fungal-type vacuole membrane. Gene Ontology annotation, molecular function: transmembrane transporter activity. The transcript is spliced from 4 exons.